CCACCACCAGUUGCUGCGGCAGCGUCGGGGAAGACGCUUCGCAGGACGCACGGUUACUGUCAGCCCGCGAGUGUUAGGGCGAGCAACGGCUCCAGCGUAAGGGUGGGAGUUCCCUCCCGGCCCUCGACACGGGGAGCGAAGCUAGAGUGGAGCUGGAGCUAAGGGGCUGCCGGCGGUCCUCCGAGAGCGUUCGAGGAAGAGAAGCAACCCGCGGGGACACUGCCGGUGUUUGCGUUCUGAAACCCGUUCUGUGCCGUCGGGGCGGGCGUUCGGACGCCGAUCGCCUUUGGCUGCUGGGCUGGAGAGCCCCGCUGGAGCGGCCCGACGUAGCGUCGCUGGAGAAGCGUGGCGCGGCGUAGUUGGGUUACCUGGCCGCUCGGCGCGCUUGGCUUGGCGUCGGUCGGACCGGGUCGGGGAGUGUGAGUGUACCUGGUCAGUCCAGUCCAGUGUGCGGUGCAGCGCGGUGCAGCGCGUGGGAGCGAGAGAGCGAGCGCCGUGUGGCGAGUGAGUGCGAGUGGAGUGACAGUGAGUGAUGUGUGUACAGUGACCCGGCAGUGACAUGGCUAAAGACGACAAGAAGAAGAAGCCCAACGGCGACGCCGCGGCCCUGGCCAUGAGCGACGCCAUGGCCCCGGACAGCAACGCCAACGCCGAGCGGCAGCCGCUCAAGGACAAGGAGGGCGACCCCGAGGAUGUGCCGGCCUCGGACCCGCACAAGGAGAAGCUCCUGGCGGCCGAGGAGGGCACGGCCGCGCCGCCCAACGGCCCCGCCAAGGGCCUCAAGAAGGCCGGCACCAUGGACCGGCUGCAGCGUCGGCGACAGGAGCUGGAGGAGCACCUGCGCUCGCGCACGGGCCUCUCCCGCCAGGGCCUGCUCUGGGCCAUGGCCGCCGUCAUGCUCCUGCUGCUGCUGGCCGUCAUCACCCUCUCGCUGGCCGUGGCCUGGCCCAGGAUCCCCCACCGGCUGCAGUACCCGGCCUGCACCACCACCCCCUGCCUCUUGUCCUCCGCACAGAUGCUGCCGCGCAUGAACCCCACCAUGGACCGCUGCACCGACUUCUGGAGCUACUCGUGCGGCGGCUGGCUGGACUCGACGCCGCUGCCGCCCUCGGUGGGCCACUGGGACGAGCAGGAGCAGAUGAGAGCACAAAGUCGAGAUAGAACUCGGAGACUGAUCUCCAUGCUCAACCACCCAACAAACUUCAAGUCUGUGCCCUGGAAAUUAAAAUAUUUUUACGAGUCGUGCAUGGCCCUGGAUAACAUUGAAGCUGACCGGGAGAGACCACUAACGAAGAUUAUAAGUGAACUAGGGGGUUGGCAUGUGAAACGCGAGUUUUCCAUGCUAUCAUGGGACUAUAAACGAGUCCUCACUCUGUUGCACUCCAAAUAUGGAGUAGAGCCAUUUUUCAGCAUAUCAGUGGUAACAGAUGUCAGGCGUCCUCAACAGAGCAUCAUCAAGCUAGGACCAUCUGGCUUAGGACUGCCAGAUCGCUCUUACUACUACCGCCCCGUUAACAGUCCAGUUGUAUUGGCAUACAAACGCUACUUAAAAGAUGUGGCCCAACUCUUAGGUGCUAUUAAUACCGAUGCAUCUUCCUUUAGUGAUGAAAUGUUCUAUUUUGAAAGACGAAUCGCAGAAAUUAUGUCUGAGAACACUUCACUUAAAAUAGAUCCAAUUGCAUCAUACCAUCGCAUUACACUUGCAGAUUUAAAAGUGUCAGCUCCCUCUAUACCUCUUCAUGACAUUCUAUUGGCUAAAUUUCCACAUGGUAACAUUGAUGAUUCUAUGGCAUUGCUUGUACCCUCCAAAAUGUAUCUAAGCAAGAUCUCUUCCAUCAUUGCCACAACAGAUAGAGGAGCACUCAACAAUUAUGUCAUGUGGAGAUUAGUUAGCUCCUACAUGCCUUAUUUGUCACAACACUACAGGGAUAUUCUAAGUCUCCAUCAGAAGGAAAUGGCAGGUGUUAAUAAAGCCUUUGAUAGAUGGGAGAUGUGUAGUGCAUCUCUUCAGAAAUUUAUGGGCUUUGCUUUAACUUCCCUUUCUCAAAGAUCUAAUAACAACAAUGAUAAUGUCAAAACUGUGGUGAGUGAAAUUUUUGAGGAAGUUCGUGCAACAAUUCAGAAGAACAUAGAGGAGUCAUGGUCUCCUACAGAAUUACGGACUCAUGUUGUAGAUAAGCUCACUGGCCUCUCUCUGCAAGUUGGAUUACCAGAAGCUUUCUCGAUGGACAACUAUUUGGAGGAUCUGUAUAACCACUUAAAUGUGCAGAAAAACGAUUUCUUUCAAAAUAUCUUGUAUGGUGUUACAUACUUACAAGAAGAACAGGAACGCAGACUAAACAACCCAUCAGAGGAGCACAGAUGGAUUGACACAGUCACUGGCUAUAAUGUAGAAUAUAUUCCUACAGCAAAUAAAAUUGUUCUGCCUCCAAGUGUCUUAUCACCACCAUUCUUUGACCCUGCGUAUCCACUGCCUGUCUUAUUUGGAAGAAUUGGUGUUCAUAUUGCAAGAGCGAUUGUUUCUGCCACUUUGCCAUGGAACAACUUGUAUGCAGCUAAUGGAAGCCUUUUGGGACCCUUGGACCCAGCUGUCAACCAAUCUCUACUUAUGACAGACCAAGCAACAACUUGCCUAUACAAAUUUGUUAUGUCUAAGAAACUGGCUGACCUCCCUGUGACUGCUAACCGAACUUCGUUAGACACUGUUCAAUGGAUUGCAUCAGUUCAGCAAGCAUAUGAGGCUUUUGUUCGAGUUGAAGAAACUGUUCAACACACACAUCAACCUGCAAUGGAAAAUAUUGAACCCAGGGAGCUUUUCUUCUUAAAUUUUGCGCAGAGCUUGUGCACAAAAAGGAGUCCAGAACAAGCAGAUCUUGAUGAAGUGAUCAGUCCAUCUUUAAGUAGUGAAUCAUUACUACAAGUUGUGAUAUCCCAGCUUCAGGAGUUUUCAGAUGUGUUUAAAUGUGAUGGAGACUCAUCGCCUCUUUAUGGCCACCAAGCGUGUCCUAGUGUUUUUUAGCAUUGGGCCAAGCCACUGCCAUAUGCAUCAGUGGCACAUUGCACUUAGUAAUGAAUGCCCUGAUAUCCUUUGCUUAUUGCAAAGAAAAACUGAAGGCCACAACAAAGUUUUGCUCUCUGACUUUACUUUUAGUAAAUUUUUAUUCUGUUUGAAUUUUACAAGUGAUUUUUUUAAAAUUUUGAUUUGAAGAAAAAUGAUGACAUUUCUGUUUCUAUGACAAACAGAGUUUUUGUUUGAACAUGUAUUGUGUACUGUUGCAUAGUACUUUUUUAAUUUUUUUUGAGUCAUAUUGACUUCUGUUUUGUCUUGGUAGAUUUUUGAAAUGAUUUGAUUUAUUCUGCCUUGUGAUGCUAUCUGAUAUUAUCAGAAACUAUUUCAAGAAAAAUGAUCUAAUUGCGUCAUGACAGUAACUUAUUCACUGCCAGUCGACCUUUUGUUGUGGACAUUAAGGUUGGGAUUUCUCUCUCCAGAACACAAUGGAAGUGAAUGCUUACAGGAAGAAAUAUCUUAAAUUGGACUGAACCAAGCUAUACUCAUAUAAUUACCCACUGUUAUCGCAGGAGUCAUAAAAAAUUUAAGUAUGGGUCGGCUCAGCUUUAUGGCAGUUAUUGUGUUUGAAAACGACAUACAAAUAUCACAGGUGCUUCUAGUGUGGUAGAUGUUUUGUUUUGGAUGUUGACAGGAUAUUUAAUUGUAUAAAAUGUGAGUAGUUCUUGAAAAUGUAUGAAAAGUAUUCAGUUCACAAACUUUUGUGAAGUACGUAAAGCAUCCUCAUCGCAAACCCGUCAGUAUCCCAUCCCUUAUCAGUAUUAAAUUGAAGCUUAUAGCUAUUUAUAUAGACGUUGAAUAUUUUGUGGAUGUUUAUUAAAGCUCAUGCCAAUGAGUGCCCAAUUGUAUUUUUUGUUCCAAGUGAUGUUUCUGUAGUCUAUGUUAUGCUCUUCUCCUAGAUCCCCUGUUUUGGUUUAAUUUAUUUCAGAAUAUACAACAAUGGGUUGCUCUGUUUGAACCAGUCUUGUUGUGUAACCAUAAAUGACAGUGUUUAAGGUGUCGACUUUAAUUUAUAAGUCUUGAGGAAUAGUGGAGAUGCUCAUAGCUCUUGCUGUUAUGAAAUGUCAUCUGUAAAAUCUUGUACAAAGCAGCUUCCUGCUAAUCAUAAUUUUAUUAAAAGUAGAUUUUAAGAGAGAAUAGCUACAAUCCCAGUGUGGAGCUUUUUAUUUUUAAAAAAAUUCUGUGAAAAUGUGUUGUGUAAAAUUGUAUGAAAGUUGUUUAAAUUCUGUGAUAAAAAUAUAUUUAAACUGUAAGUUUUAAUGUUAUGAUUUUUUAUAAUUAUUUCAUCCAUAUCUGUCAGCUUGUAGUAAAUUAUGAUUAGCAACAA
Messenger RNA from Frankliniella occidentalis (western flower thrips), 4394 nucleotides. RefSeq names its product endothelin-converting enzyme 1-like. NCBI's taxonomy places the organism in Eukaryota, Metazoa, Arthropoda, Insecta, Thysanoptera, Thripidae. The transcript has 16 exons. The coding region runs from base 560 to 3019 and encodes 819 amino acids. Gene Ontology annotation, biological process: protein processing. The record is from RefSeq and is a predicted model, not a curated record. Gene Ontology annotation, cellular component: plasma membrane. Gene Ontology annotation, molecular function: metalloendopeptidase activity.